Hippocampus comes (tiger tail seahorse) is the source of this 7221-nucleotide messenger RNA. Its product is annotated as C-myc promoter-binding protein-like. The record is from RefSeq and is a predicted model, not a curated record. The transcript has 34 exons. NCBI's taxonomy places the organism in Eukaryota, Metazoa, Chordata, Actinopteri, Syngnathiformes, Syngnathidae. Gene Ontology annotation, molecular function: protein binding. Gene Ontology annotation, biological process: regulation of Rab protein signal transduction. The coding region runs from base 291 to 6287 and encodes 1998 amino acids. Gene Ontology annotation, cellular component: cytoplasmic vesicle; ESCRT I complex.
CCGCGAGCACGUAUGUGCGCGCGCACGCGCUGGCCAGCGGAUUCCUCCCAUCACAACCAAAAUGGCGACUGAGCGGACAGCCGGCCCGGCUCGCCGCGAUGACUGACAGGCGAGCGAAAACGUUUCGCUUGGCCGGACUCUACAUAGUCACAUUCUGGGACGACUGACCAUACGCACGAAACGAUGGCUACUACAUAAGUGCAGUGGCACCGGUAGAUGACACACGACGAAGCAGCGCCCGAAGGACUAAAAAUAACGUUUUCAACUGGGGCACCCGGUGGUAAUGGGAAAUGAUGGAGGACAAAGGCCCUCGUGUAGCCGACUAUUUUGUCGUGGCAGGACUGACAGACUCAUCCAAGCCGUUGGACCAGGAAAUCCACUUUGACGAUGCCUGCCAUAAAACUGCCAAGCCCAAGUCCCCCAUCACUGAUGUGGCUGUGGUCAUCCGCUCGAUGGGUGAUGAGGUGCCGCCAGGGUUUACAUGCAUUGAGACUACACCAAGUGGACAUUCUGCUGAUCUCAAUAAUGGAGGACUUAUGGCACCCCAGAUUUUCCUAUGCUACAGGCGAGGUUGCGACAAGCCACCACUCAUUGAACUAGGUGUCCUCUAUGAGUGGAAAGAGCGACUAAAGCAGGGCUGCCACCUUAUCCAGACAACCCCCUCUGGUCGCCCAGCCAACAUCAGUGGAAACUCAUCCCAGCGCAUCUAUGUCACCUACCGGAGGGCACCUGAGAGCCAACCGCACGCUGCUCUGGCUGUCACCGACAUCUGUAUCAUUAUUCCAAGCAAAGGAGAGACACCUCCCCACACCUUCUGCAAGGUGGAGAAGAAUCUGAACAGCAGUAUGUGGGGUUCCUCUGUCUACCUAUGUUAUAAGAAGUCUGUGACCAAAACCAACUCAAUAGCAUACAAAGCAGGAUUAUUCAGCAGAUAUCCAGAGGAGGACUAUGAGUCAUUCCCACUGCCAGAAUCUGUUCCUCUCUUCUGCCUUCCCAUGGGGGCCACAAUUGAGUGUUGGCCCGUUAACACCAAAUACUCGCUGCCUGUUUUCUCUACAUUUGUUCUAACUGGGGCCUCUGGAGAGAAGGUAUACGGUGCAGCCAUACAAUUCUAUGAGCCCUACCCACAGGAGUGUCUCACUGAUCAACAGAGCUCCCAGCUGGGUCUACUUAACACAGACACACCCAAAGCCUCCCCCUGCAACAGCCCAACUGAUGUCACCAACAAGAACACUUCUUGCACCUGCUCUGUCUACACCAACAAAUGUAUCUGCCUGCUUUCUCACUGGCCCUUCUUCGAUGCCUUUCGCAAGUUCCUCACCUUUCUGUAUCGCUAUUCCAUCUCUGGCCCUCAUGCCCUGCCAAUUGAAAAGCACAUCUCUCAUUUCAUGCACAAAGUUCCUUUCCCGUCUUCUCAGAGGCCUCGCAUCCUCGUGCAGCUUUCCCCUCAUGACAGUCUGAUGUUGAGCCAGCCUGUAUCUUCUCCAUUACCACUCAGUGGCGGACGAUUUUCCACAUUACUCCAGAACUUGGGUCCAGAGAAUGCCAUCACCCUGCUGGUGUUUGCUGUCACUGAACAAAAGAUUCUGGUUCACUCAUUACGACCGGCAGUACUGACCAGUGUAACCGAAGCUUUGGUGUCUAUGAUCUUCCCCUUCCACUGGCCUUGCCCGUAUAUUCCCCUUUGCCCCCUGGCACUGGCAGAUGUGUUGAGUGCCCCAUGCCCAUUUAUCGUAGGAGUGGACUCUCGUUAUUUUGAACUUUAUGACCCGCCACCAGAUGUGAGCUGUGUGGACCUGGACACAAACACCAUAUUCCAUAAUGAAGAUAAGCGUACCCUCACAUGGAAGAGCUUGCCCAAGAAAGCCUGUAAAAACCUAAUGAAUGUGCUGAACAAUCUCUACCAACAACUAGUUGAUGGUCAGCACCGGUCUGAUAGCCUGCUGGAGCUCAGUAUGAGUGAUUUAACAGAGUUAAGCUGUGGGAAAAGUCUCCAUACUGUGGAGCUCGAGAUCCAGGAAACCUUUCUGCGCUUCAUGGCAGCCAUUUUAAAGGGAUACCGUUCCUUCCUGCGUCCCAUCACCCAGGCACCAUCUGAGAAAGCCACAGAUGCCAGCUCACUUUUUGACUUGCAAGGGUUCUUGAAAAGCCGUGACCGCUCCCACCAGAAGUUCUAUUCACUGAUGACCAAAACCCAGAUGUUCAUCCGUUUUAUUGAGGAGUGCUCCUUUGUUAGCGACAAAGAUGCCAGUCUGGCCUUCUUUGAUGACUGUGUAGAAAAACUGUACAGCUCUGACCGGAGUGCUGAAAAGGGGGUCAAGGUAGAUGGUGACAGGCCAGAGGAAACCAGGCUGAUAGAGACUGAUGAAUCUUACCGCAGUGAGCACACGGUCUUCAUCACACCUCCAGAGUUGCCUCCUCUGCAUGAGAGUGAAGAGCAUACAUUAUGCUACAGAUAUGAUGGCUUCCCAGUUUUAAGUCUUGACCUUUUUGACCCAGUGGAAGGACUUCAGACCCCAGCUUCUCGCCUCAAUGCCAGGCACAGCUGUCCCACCAGCCCCGCACCCAUGUUUCGGCGCAGCAAGCAGGAGAUUAAAUCAGCCCAGAAAAUAGCCAAAAAAUACUCGUCCAUCCCAAAGCUGUGGUCCAUGUGCCUCCUGCGCCAUUGUUAUGGCCUCUGGUUUAUCUGCUUGCCUGCAUAUGUGAAGGUUUGCCAUUCGAAGGUACGAGCACUUCGUACCGCCUAUGACGUCCUCCGUAAGAUGCAGUCUAAGAAGCUGCAGCCACCUGAUGAGGUGUGUUACAGAGUGCUGAUGCAGCUUUGUGGACAAUACGGUCAGCCUGUCCUUGCUGUCAGGGUCCUCUUUGAGAUGAAGAAAGCAGGAGUCCACCCCAAUGCAAUCACAUACGGCUACUACAACAAGGCGGUGUUGGAAAGCACAUGGCCAACCAGCACGAGAGGAGGCUACUUCCUUUGGAUGAAGCUGAGGAAUGUUGUUCUGGGUGUGGCUCAGUUCAAACAGUCACUACGGAAACAUGCCCCUCCUCCGCAGAGCCCACUGUCAGAUGGCAGCGACAUGGAUGCUGUUAGUCAUGGCAGCCUGGAUAGCGCUGCUGACACAAACCUGAACGAGCAGGGCGCUUACACCGCUGACACCAUCAAAGUAGAUCCCACCGAUGAUAGAUCUAGCACAGUCAGCCAUGUGGGCGCCUGGGCCCACUCAUGCAGGGGGGGCUCUGAGCACAGAAAACCCACCCUCAAUCCAGGAGAUCAAUCAGAUUUGGGAUACAAUUCGCUGUCCAAAGAGGAGGUUCGCAGAGGAGACAGCUGUGCACAGGAUUCCAUUCCUGACAAGGAUAAGAAAGAGAGCGACUGCAGUUCUUUGUCAGAAACAGAGAGCACCAAGGGAAGUAAAGACUGUCUUCCUCAGCUGGACGUGGAGAUCAAUUCUUCCUUGCAUUCCCGUGGCAUUGUAAGAAGUUGUCAAUAUGACAAUUCGAAAUGUAGAACUAAGACCUCCUCAAGCACAGGCCAUGUUGCAGGUCUUCUCUUCACUUCUUCCCUGGAAGAGAUCGGUGAGAUCCAAUCUAAUAGCUUGCUCAGGAGACACAAGAGCACUCUGGAAGAAGUUGUUGGCGGUGGCUCGGCUUUUGACUGGCAGGGUGUGAGGGGGCGUUAUAUGAGUGGUGACAAAGUAGAGACCACCACCGUCCUUGGUCUGGGUAUGAGGCAGGGUGAAACAGACCCAGUUAAAAUAGCAGGACAUCUUGGCGCUGAUGCAAAAAUUCUCUCUAAUACCAAACUUGGUAAGAGCAAGAGGCCUCAGUCAUUGGAAUUGAGUGGUUUAGAGGAGACUGCUGUCACGAGAACUUGUCAAGAUGAAGAGGAGAACGACUCAAGUGAUGAGGACACACAUAAUAUCGAAGCAAUUUUUGAUUUGGAGGACUUGGAUUUGGAUAAAACUACCACAGGAGUUGGAAUGACUUGUCAAAAAACCUGCAGAUCUCAUGAGAAGGAUGUUGAAUGCAGCCCCAGCUUCUGUGGCAUGAGUAAUGUGGCAUCGAGUGGAACUGUGAAUCGCACAGGCAUCGCGACGGGCUAUGACCCUCUAUCCAUACUAGCUGCAGCAUCACACUCAGAGCAGCAAAAGGAGCAUCCGCGCCCAGAGGAUGACAGCACACCCACCGCCAACAGGCAUCUGGCAAGGGAGAUCGAGCUGUACAUGAAGCACAUGGGGAGCCCACUGAGCAGUCGUACACCAAGUGUGGAUCUGCAGGACCCGGCCAGCCCCCUCAUCUUCCACCCUUCUUCACACUCUGUUACUCGAAGAGCUAGCUUACCCCAUAGCUCCCCCUUUCGGACCACAGCAGUGCCACGGUCUCGCACCUUCCACCCUCCCUCGCCCCCCCAGCUCAGAUCACAUCAACGUCUGUGGUCAUCACCGCCCCGUCGCAGCGCUAGCACCACCCCUAGUCCUUGCCCUAGCCCGCGCCCAAGGUCCUAUAGAGAGAAGACAAGCAGGAUGCAAGUCGCAACUCCCUCACCAUCCUCCUCCUCUUUUGUUCUUGACACACUGCUGACACCAACACUGGAUGUUUUCAAAACCAGUAUGUUUUCUGCUGGGAAAGGUGUGGCGGAGAAGGCCAGCCGUUGGUACUCGCGUCUGUCUACAUACACCACACCGACCAAGGACACCCACCGUCUCAGUGGGUCUGAGCUCGACGUUGGGUAUCCAGAUUCCUUCUCCGAUCAAGAUGAGGAGCACAAAAGGGAGUCAAAGAGCGAUAUGGUUUCCCCACAAAAGAAUGGGCCUCUUGGCCCAAAGGGACCUCGAAUAAGUCCUAGACCAAGCCCUUUCCACAGCAGACUAAACUGUCCCACUGCAUCAGCAAGCCACAGAAGACCAACAACUCUGCUUUCUGGCGACCUCUCACCACCUGGCUUCCCUUUGUCAGACAAGUCAGACGUGGGCUCCUCACACUACACAAGCAACACCAGCAUCUUCAAUAACUAUGCAAUGGAGCUGUUGAUAUCAAGUUGUUCACGGUGUAAGACAUGUGACUGUUUGGUCUACGAUGAGGAAAUCAUGGCUGGUUGGACAGCUGAUGACUCCAAUCUAAAUACCAUCUGUCCCUUCUGCGGAAACCCUUUCCUUCCUUUUCUUAACGUGGAGAUUAGAGACACGAGAGGACCCGGCAGGAUGUUCCUAAAGGGAAGCGCAUCUGUCGACGAGGCGAUGAGCUCUUCAUAUUCUGCCUCCACGGGCUUUGGCACAGGGACAUCCACCUUGUCCACCCCUUGUCCCAACACUGCUAUCUCGCCACCCUCCCCCGGUAUUUCUAUCCAAGACCGUUCAGUGAGAUCGAGACCUCGAUCUAUGAGAUCUCACGGUGUCAAGAUCCCCUCAGAGUGGCGCCACGGGGCUUUUUCUUCUGGAUUGGCCAUGGCCCGUAGCGUCAGUGCCUUUGGUCCAGCUGAGGAAACAUACCAGUGCAACCAUUUUGUGCCAUUCUCUGGCAGUUUACCCAGCCGCUUGAAUGAAACCACUGACCCACUGAGUAUGGACUGGCGUCUCCACAACCCUGAGCCAGUGACCGUUCCGUACCUGAGCCCGCUGGUGCUGUGGAAGGAGCUGGAGAGCCUUCUGGAGAAUGAGGGCGACCCAGUAAUUACAGAGGCUGACAUGGUGGACCAUCAUCCGAUCAUCUUCUGGAACCUUGUGUGGUACUUCAGACGGCUGGACCUACCCAGCAACCUGCCGGGACUCAUUCUCACCUCCGAACACUGCAAUAGGGAAUCCCAGAUCCCUCGUCAGUGGAUGUUAGAGGACAGCAAACAUGUGUUGAUCCAGAUACUGUGGGACAACUUGAAGCUGCAGCAGGACCCCGUUCAGCCUUUUUACAUUCUCUGGAACACGUACAAUGUGGGCUACUCUGUGUCCCGAACGGUCCCAAAAGAGGAGAAGGCGUUCACGGAGGAGCUGCUGCACAGUGUGGUGAGGAGCAUCCAGAGGAACGAUGUCGGCCGACCGAUGGCUCAUCUGCUUGAGCUACAGGACCAGACCCUCGGUCUCAAAAGGCAAAGGAGCUUGUACAGAGACCUCCUCUUCCUUUCCCUGGUGGCUCUGGGAAAAGACAACAUUGAUAUUGAUGCCUUCGAUCGCGAGUACAAGCUGGCAUACGACCGCCUGUCGCCGAGCCUGGUGAAGCUGACGCGCAACUGCGACCGCCCUCCGAGCGCGGGCGUCAUGGAGUGUCGCAGAACUUUCGGGGAGCCUUACCUCUAAAUUGCAUGAAGACGAGCUCAGGAAAAGCAGCCGAGCUGUUUGCGAGGCGGGAAUGUUCAUCGUAGCCAUCCUUCAAUCGUUUGAACUGAUGUCUCCUUCUAGAAAGACUGUUACUACGCACCAGAAAAGUAUUUUUCAAAGCAAUAUUUUUCAUGGAAACAUGGCAUGCGAAAUUACUCGCGAGGAUAUUUUCAUGUGAAUUCUAUUGAUACAAAGUAAGUUAGCCGUAUGUAUUCUAGCGCCAUCUGUUGACUGUCUUGUGGUUGUAGGUGUGUUACAGUUCGGGUCCAUCAUGCUCGCUGACAUAUUGAACAGAGUUUGACUUGAAGAGAACUGACUUCAUUCAGCAACAAUUGUAAACUGACCACCCCCCAGGUAACAAUUUAAAUCUUACCACGUGGGGAAGUGCAGUUUGCUAUCUGAUGUUUACUUUUUGUUUUACAACUGUGGUAGAAAUUGUCAAAUCUUCACAACGACCUUGUUGGACAAGCAGCUCGAUGCAAGAUCUCUGUGGAUGUUCGAAUGAGGGAGACAAUGGUUUCAUAAUCCUCCAUCUCUAGUUUUCACCCUUGUCAAAUCUCAUAUCAUAAUAAUGAUCAUAGAAAAUGGGUGGAUGUUAACACGAGGAGAUGAUCUUGAAAUGGUACCAAUGGGGAUUUUAUUAUUUUACCGUAUUUAUCAAUUGCUGUUUUAACUUGUUUUUAGAAAUCAUCUGAGCUUGCUGCAUCAUUCUCUUAAUUUCAACAAUGACACUGUUCCUCUUAUUUUCUUAUAGAAUGGCUGUUAGAAACGCUGACAUAUUCUCUACAUUCUAUUUGUCGAGCAGCACACAUGAAAAAGGCAACGCACACAGAGGCAAGACGUCAUCGUCCAUCCAUGCUUCCAGUUUCUAAUCCGCUUCUCCUCACAAGGCUCGCGGGGGGUGCUGGAGCCU